GGCUCGCCCAGGGUGCGGCGGCUGCGCGCUCCGUCCACAAGGUGAAAGAACAUGGCUUUCUCAUUCAGACUAUAGCAUCCAACGCUGUGGUUUUUCCAUUUACCCACACAAAAUGGAACCCGAGAGACGACGCAGCUGAGGAGAUUACAGAGUCCUUACCAGUGAAAGACAUUCAAGCCUACAUAGUUUUCAGCUGAAACAAAUAACCACCCGCUUCGCCACAGCAUAAUAGAUUAGAACAGGGGGAAAAUGAACAUCACUAACUGUACCCCGGAGGCCAGUGUGGCCGUGAGACCCAAGACCAUCACAGAGAAGAUGCUCAUUUCCAUGACUCUGGUGAUCAUCACCACCCUGACCACGCUGCUAAACUCCGCCGUGAUCAUGGCCAUCUGCACCACCAAGAAGCUCCACCAGCCUGCCAACUACCUGAUCUGCUCUCUCGCCGUGACGGACCUCCUGGUGGCCGUGCUUGUCAUGCCCUUGAGCAUCAUGUACAUCGUCAUGGACAGCUGGAGGCUGGGGUACUUCAUCUGCGAGGUGUGGCUGAGUGUGGAUAUGACCUGCUGCACCUGCUCCAUCCUUCAUCUCUGUGUGAUCGCCCUGGACAGGUACUGGGCCAUCACCAAUGCCGUCGAGUACGCCAGGAAGAGGACCCCCAGGAGGGCCGGGCUGAUGAUCCUCACGGUCUGGGCUAUCUCCGUCUUCAUCUCCAUGCCCCCGCUGUUCUGGAGGAGCCACCGCCGCCCCAGCCCCCCGCCCAGUCAGUGCACCAUCCGGCACGACCACGUCAUCUACACCAUCUACUCCACGCUGGGGGCAUUCUACAUUCCCCUGACUCUGAUACUGAUUCUCUAUUACCGGAUUUACCAUGCAGCCAAGAGCCUUUACCAGAAGAGAGGUUCGAGCCGGCACUUAAGCAACAGAAGCACAGAUAGCCAAACUUCGUUCGCCAGUUGUAAGUUGACACAGACGUUCUGCGUGUCUGACUUCUCCACCUCAGACCCUACCGCAGAGUUUGGGAAGAUCCACUCCUCCAUUAGGAUCCCUGCCUUUGACAAUGACCUGGAGCACCCAGGAGAACGCCAGCAAAUCUCCAGCACCAGGGAGCGCAAGGCAGCACGGAUCCUGGGUCUGAUUCUGGGCGCGUUCAUCUUAUCCUGGCUGCCAUUCUUCAUCAAAGAGCUGAUCGUAGGUCUGAGCACCUACGUCGUGUCCUCCGAGGUGGCCGAUUUUUUGACCUGGCUCGGUUAUGUGAAUUCUCUGAUCAACCCUCUGCUCUACACAAGUUUCAAUGAAGACUUUAAGGUGGCUUUUAAAAAGCUUAUUCGGUGCCGAGAACAUACCUAGAUUGUAAAAACUCAGAGGGCUUGACUUUAGCAGCCUCGUGAGUGCACGGGGUAAGGAAUGCAGCUUAUUAAUUCUUGAACAUAGUUGGUUCAGGAGAGUUUGUAAGUAUGUGUGGUCUCGUUUUGUCUUUUUUUCUUUUUCUGUUUUGUUAUUUCAUGUGCUAUUUUCUACCUCUGGUCUUAUUUGUGGUACAUAAUUUCAAAUAAACAUUAUCAAACAAAAACAAA
Odocoileus virginianus texanus is the source of this 1574-nucleotide messenger RNA. RefSeq names its product 5-hydroxytryptamine receptor 1E (gene HTR1E). The record is from RefSeq and is a predicted model, not a curated record. Gene Ontology annotation, cellular component: plasma membrane. Gene Ontology annotation, molecular function: G protein-coupled serotonin receptor activity; dopamine neurotransmitter receptor activity, coupled via Gs. NCBI's taxonomy places the organism in Eukaryota, Metazoa, Chordata, Mammalia, Artiodactyla, Cervidae. Gene Ontology annotation, biological process: G protein-coupled dopamine receptor signaling pathway; adenylate cyclase-activating adrenergic receptor signaling pathway.